UAUAAUACAGUAACAGGACGUGUUUUUUUCUCGCUCAAUAUAUGCGCAAAUAGGGGCGGAGUUUUCCCACAGGUAUACAAUAGUCUUGGCACGCGUCUUCGUUUUUACGGGCUGGGAUUGGUCCCUAAUUGAUAGUGAUGCAGCAGGGGAGGUUGCCAGGCUUCGAGUCAACAGUUUUACCUUUGUAUAGCCAAUCAUCAGCGCUUUGAACAGGAUUGAAUAGCGCACUUACCUCAAUUGAUCUUACGCUGGUAUGUUGAAACUUACCGGCAACUUUCCCACGGCUCCAUUUCUGUCAUUGCCAAAUCUGAUCAUCUUUCAACUUAAACUAGUUAAACUUAGUAGUAUGCUGGAUGCCGAGCGUGAAACAUCGUCAGAUUCCAGUGUAGGGUUAAUCUCAUUGAAGUUCAACUGUCCUCCUGGACAUGCGAAAAAUACAACGAUAAACAGCCAAACAGAUCAAGCCUAAUUGGAACCGGUUAAGUGUAAUAAACAAUGGCGUCUGAGAGUGUUACGUCAUCGUCGUCCACUGCAGAGGCAAAUGCAUCAAAAAAGAGUAAUAAACCCGUGAUGGAAAAGCGGCGAAGGGCGAGGAUCAAUACGUGCUUAUCUGAGCUGAAAGGACUCCUGGUCGACUUCAUGAAACAAGAGGGCUCAAGACAUUCAAAGAUGGAGAAAGCCGAUAUUUUGGAGAUGACGGUUAGGUAUCUGCGCCAACUCCAGAGGACCAACCUUUCAGCGACCGUUCGAGACCCGGAUUCAGUCGCCAAAUAUCACGAUGGCUAUAAUGAGUGUGCUGACGAGGUGGCUCGAUAUCUAACCACGAUUGAUGGGAUAGAUGUACAUAUGAGGGGGCGGCUGUUGUCCCACCUCGCCGCUAACGUUAACACUCAGGCCAACAAACCCCAUGUAGUCCCUAUAAUGCGUUCAAGAUCUGUUCAGUCAGUCCUUGCUACCCAGUCUCCUUUACUAUUACCUAAACCAGAAUCCUUUAUCAGUAGCUCAAAUAUCGAAUUUUCACCAGGUGAGCGCUCCGACAACCCAGCCCCAUCUACUAGUGGAGGGUAUUCUAGCGCAUUAGACCUAACUAUGAGAUCAUCUAACCAAGAGCCGGUACAUCCAAGGAUGGACAUGGACACGUCUAAUACAAAAACAAGUACUGAUUUGGAAACAACCUGCACAUUUUCACAAACUGUAAAUGCUACUACUACAUUUGCUAUCCCGACAACACUUCCUUCUGCAAGUGCUGGACAGAUUGCGAUACUAGUGCCGAGUCAAGUUAUUGGGAGUGGGGUAUCUAUUCCUCAGUACAUUAUUCCUGCUGUUGGCAUAAUACCCCCAGCGCAACACAAUGCAACACACCCUAAUACCGGACAUAACACAUCAGAAGCAAAACAAUCAUUUUUGAUAGCGGGGCAAGUUCAUGGUGGCUCAUCUCUUGUCCCUUUACAUACAAAUCCUUUCGAGGGUACUAGCUCAUUUGUUUGUGCAUCCUCUAACCAGUACACUUCUCCGUCGCUUAUAGCACAACAGCAUCAACCCCCGGUGCUCGAACCAUCCCCAAAUCCACAAGUUGACGCUGUGGAUCAGGAACAACUUGAAGAGGAUGUUUGGAGACCAUGGUCAAGAUGACCUCUCGCAUAGUUCAGCGAUAUUUUGGCCAAUACUGUGUUUUAACAAUGGAUUUUAGCAGUUGGAUAAUAACAGUGCGUAAUACCGUGGAGGUGGAUAGGGCAACAACAUGUUUGUUACACUUGUUAAGAAUUCUUGUAGAAUUUGUUUUAUCUAUUUUUAUACAAAUGGAAUUGGACUCAAAUGGCCUUUGUGCAGUAAUUAUGUAACUUAAAUAUAUUUAUAUAUUACGGAUUUAUACAAAGUGUAUUCUGUUUGUAAAUAUUUUUGAGUUCACAGGGCGGUCAAGCUUUACAAUCUGAUCUGGAUUACUCUAAUAAAGCGAUGUUGUAAGAUACAAUUUGUCCUUCUCAGCCUCAUACUUGUUGCCAAUUCAAUCUAAGCAAGCAUUCUCAUUGGACGUGGCAAAUAUUCAAAAAUUUAGAAAUGUUCUUCUAUUUCAUAUA
Owenia fusiformis is the source of this 2078-nucleotide messenger RNA. The record is from the annotation of a GenBank genome assembly. NCBI's taxonomy places the organism in Eukaryota, Metazoa, Annelida, Polychaeta, Sabellida, Oweniidae.